Messenger RNA from Brachypodium distachyon (stiff brome), 1266 nucleotides. Its product is annotated as NEP1-interacting protein 2. Bases 252 to 899 code for a protein of 215 amino acids. The transcript has 3 exons. NCBI's taxonomy places the organism in Eukaryota, Viridiplantae, Streptophyta, Magnoliopsida, Poales, Poaceae. The record is from RefSeq and is a predicted model, not a curated record.
GAUAUUCUUCCUCCGUUUGAUGGAUGUCUAUAUCAUCAGUUUCCAGCUACGUAAUACACUAUACCUCGAUCGCGUGACACCGUCCGCUCUUGCGUGUCGACGCGUCUCCCUUUAUUCCCGUCCCCCUCUGCGCUGAUUGAUCGAGCUAAUUAGCGCAGGCAUCUCUGCACAUUUUUUAGGCGUAAAGGCCGAUCGAGCUCCUGAUUCCUGUCUCGCAUCCCUUAACCCCCCUACUCCAGCCCCCGCCUGAGAUGCUCUCGACGGCCAGCAGAGCCGCCGGCGGGCUGGCUCGCUCCCUCCUCGCCGCCGUCUGCGGGGCAGCCGGGACGGUGGUCGGCGCCGCGGUGGGCCUCCUGUGCGGCUUCGUCAACGAGGAGGGGCUGCUGCAGGGGACGUUCGUGGGAGCCAUCAUCGGGGCCAUCGUCUCCGUGGAGGUCGCCGACUCUCUCGUCCGGAUUUGGUGCUGCGACGACUGCUCCAUGGACGCAAGGAUCAAACGCACGCGGCUGGUGCUCCGGAACAUCGGGCUGGGCCGCGUGCUGCGCGGGUCGGCGUUCCCCUCCAUGAGCAGCGCGCUGGACGGGCAGAUGGACGCGCUGCAGCUCCAUCACCACCACUACGGCGGCGCCGGCCGUAGUGGAGACAUCUUCGAGCUCGAGCCGAGCUCCUCCUCGGUCAUGGCCGCAAGGAGGGCCGCCGUCGAGGGCCUCCCUUCCACGACGCUCACCAAGGAAACCGCCGCGCAGCACGCCACCUGCCCCAUCUGCCUCCAUGAGUUCCAGGCCGGCGAGAGCGCGAGGAAGCUGCCGGCGUGCGGCCACGUGUUCCAUCUGGCGUGCAUCGAUGGCUGGCUGCUCGGGAAGCCCCAGUGCCCGAUGUGCCGCCAAGGCGUCUACUAGCUUAUUAACGACACGCACGUCUUGGAUCGGUGUCGCCGGAGAAGAUAACGGCGGAAACGUGAGCAAACCAGAGAGGGUAGCUUAGCUCGCCCUCCGGUCGCGUUGCAGCUAGAGGCCCAUCCCACCCACGUCUGCCGGUCUGCAUCCAUCUCACCUAACGAAGCAGAGGCCGACCGGCGACCCAAGGAGUUCUCUAUCUGACAAAAGAAAUGUACAUGUUCUCAUUUUCAAAGAGGCGGAACCGCAGAAGCUAAGCUCUGCCGGUCCAUACGUGAUUACUUGUGAUGUCCCAGGCUAUCUGUCUGUUUUUCUAGAUAGAGAUGUCAGAUGUUUAAGAGUUAAUACAGGAGGUUCGAUCCUGCAACCA